Molecule: messenger RNA, 1587 nt
Organism: Cuscuta epithymum
Lineage: Eukaryota; Viridiplantae; Streptophyta; Magnoliopsida; Solanales; Convolvulaceae
Source: the annotation of a GenBank genome assembly
ACAAAUGUACUCGGUAGUAGUACAAUUUUUUUGUACAAUAAAUUUUUUGAAUUGUUAAACGCCAAUCCCCUUCUUUCUGGGUUUCUGUCCCAAAAGAAACAGUUUCUGGAGACUGGAAAUUGAAAUGGAGGACGCGGAGGAAAUACUGAGGGUGUUGGAAUCCUCUUUGUCCCAGAUCAAAUGGCGCCUCAAGCUUUCUUCUAAGCGUCGCCUAGAAACUGACAUUUUGGCAUUGUGCUCUGAGAUGCGACCCGUUGUGAUGGUGGAUUAUGGUGGAAGGAUGCCAGAACUUCAACACAGGCUUUGUGCUUCCCUUAAACAUUGCAGAAAUGAAUCUUCUGCAUUUGAGAACCUGCGAGUUAUGAUUAUUGAAGACAUGAUUUAUCUGGUUCACCUUAAAGCAUUUCAUGAAUUCAGUAAAUUGAGCUUGAACCUAGAAAUGGAAUUUCUCUUUAUAGAUCUUGAGCAUGAUCCUCCAAAGAUGAUAACAAGAGCCACUGAUGAGAGACCUGGAAUUAUGGCACUUGUGAUGGCACAGAGAAUAUUUUCAUCCCUCCUUUCUGAAGGGGUAAUAAGUUGUAAUCAUCCAGAACAUUCUAGUUCAGAUUUGAUGGCUAAUAAUAGGCCACAUAGCUCACAGACAUCUGAGCUUAUUGAUCUCAGUAGGGACAUUGAAGAAACUGGGGUCACUGUGCCAACACUUAAUGGAUGGCUUCUUGGAUAUCCUGUAGUAUAUCUAUUUGGCAAGGAUCAUAUUAAAGAUGCCAUAUAUAAUCUCUCCACCAAGUCCCUUCAUCUCUUCCAAAUUUUAGCCUGCAGAAAGGGUGCAGGCAAUGAUCGAUCUCAAUCUAAAAAAGAAGAAUUAUUGAGUUUCUCUGUUCCUUAUGAACUAAGCUUGGCUGGGAGUGACGAACCAUGGGCAAAAGGGUUCUUAGCUCACAUGCAAGAAAGGCAAACCAAGCACAACAAUGUCUGGGAAUCCCUUAGGUUGGAGGUUGUUGCUUGCUAUCCACAGGCAAUUGCAUUUUAGUACAGGCAUAAACUUUGUACUUUGUAGUAGUAAAAAUGCGGGUGAAAUGCAUACAUGUAUUCGAGCGAUAAUUUAAGGAGCGUGUUUCGAAGGUGGUUUCAUCUUGUUUGGUGGUUGGGCAAGAUGCAGUCACCUUGCAAAACUUAUACUCCCUCCGUUUCAAAAUAAACCUCACAGUUUGACUUUUGCGGUCUCCUAGGCGGACGUUUGACCGUAAUUUCCUAUUAAUGUAUGCAUAUAAAAUCUAUAAUAAAUUGACAUUUGAAAAAUACAUAUUACAAUGAAGCACAUUAUAUAAUUUUUUUGGGAUAAAAUAUUAUUAAUUUUGAGUAAUAAGCGGUCAAAGUUUAACAAGUUUGACCCAAAAAGUUUGACUGUGAGGUUUAUUUUGAAACGGAGGGAGUAUUUCUCUUGUUCCAUAAUUCUCUUCCUAUAUUUCUCUAUAGAAGUCAAACUUUUUCAAAACAUAUAUUUCUCUUGUUCCAUAUUUCUCUUCCUAUUGCCUCGUUUCUUUUUAAAAACUUCUGUGUCAUUGAUAUCAUAUGUUUCCUUUUAAA